Microstroma glucosiphilum is the source of this 627-nucleotide messenger RNA. RefSeq lists its product as hypothetical. The transcript is spliced from 2 exons. Lineage: Eukaryota; Fungi; Basidiomycota; Exobasidiomycetes; Microstromatales; Microstromataceae. The record is from RefSeq and is a predicted model, not a curated record. The coding region runs from base 1 to 627 and encodes 208 amino acids.
AUGGCAGCAAGCGCGCCAUCUCCAGAGCCCUCCUCGUCCUCGUCCUCGUCCUCGCUCUCAGCAGGCCCGGCAAGUUUGGGCCAGAUGUCCUCCUUGUCCCCGGAGUGCACUCCGCUCAAGCAUCGCUACGACCAGUGCUUCAAUCGUUGGUUCGAGCACUAUCUCCAGGUCACCACACCGGGUAGCAGCCUCUCGUCGACCUCAGGCAGCCAAGCAACAACAGCGGAUGGCCAGAAUGCUGCAGCGUCUGCACGCAAGAGGAGCUUCUGGAGCAGAGGAGGGGGCAGCAAUACGGCUUCGAAUGAAGAGGAAGGAGGACGCGGAGCAGCAGUAGUGGCAGGAGCGGCAGCGGGUCCAGAGGAGAUGGAACGGCGGAGAAAGCUGAGGGAUGAUUUGGAGACGCAGUGUGGGGGACUCUUUGGCGAAUACAAGGGUUGCGUAAAAAAAGCACUACAAGAAAAGGAUAUCCUCCCUCUGCUCACAACCGCUCGCGAGCUCAACCCUUUCCCCUUCCCGGACGCCUCGCAAGAGACAUCGAGAGGGCAACAAGGGGACAACGAGCCUUUCCCCUUUCCACAAGCCAGCAAGGAGCAAGUUCGAGAUUGGGAGAAGCGGUCCGGGUGGUGA